GACCAUUUUCGAUCAAAUAACGGACUGGCAUUGAGCUAGCCAGCCAUAUCGAAUAUUUUCUCCAGAGAAAAAGUCAGAUACAGGCACAUAUAUCAAUGUGACGAUCUCUCCAUUCUCUGCACUUCUAAGAUCGACCGAGCACGAAUUUCCGGUCAUUAAUUUAAACAAGGAAAGCUAAAGGAGAUUCCCAAGUGCCAACCCUCUCUUCCUUUGUAUGUGGGCCUUCAAGCUAGUAUAUAUAUAUGGCCUAAAAUACAUGAUUGAUAUGGACUGGUGAUCCAUUAUGGGAAGCACAACAAUGACCACCAAUUGUAGUAACUGCAAGACGAGGCUUCCUCAUCUAACCUCUCAUCCAACCUCACCAAUACCCCGUGUUACUCAAUAUCGCUGCUUCUGUGGUUAUGUUAAUCUGAUUGAGACGACCAAGCCAGCUCUUGCCCAGCACCACCACGAAGGUCAGCAGCAGCAGCAUAGCCAUCGGAGACGAGCUUCCAGCUGGAUUAAUUCGCAUAUAAAGGGAUCAUCACCAUCAUCGUCGUCCAAGAACUGUAAAUCCCCAUCACCGUCACCGUCAUCGUCAUCGUCAUCAACCAGCUUAAUAAAAAGCUGUGGCAGAAAGCGCGCACUUCUUUGCGGAGUGACAUACAAGGCGCGCAAGUACAAACUCAAAGGCACUUACAAUGACGUCAAUAACAUGAAUCACUUGUUGAUCAACACCUUUUGUUUUCCAGCCGACUGCAUUCGCAUACUAUCAGAAGAAGAAGGGCAACCGAAAGAGCUGACUCCCACAAAGAAGAACAUAGAGAAAUCCCUGAAAUGGCUUGUGGAGGGGUGCCAGGCAGGAGAUUCGUUGGUGUUCUACUUCUCAGGACACGGACUCCGACAGCCCGAUUUCAAAGACGACGAGGUUGACGGGUUCGACGAGACUAUAUGCCCUCUUGAUUUCAUGGAAGAGGGAAUGAUCCUUGACAAUGAUAUCAAUUCAACCAUCGUCCACCCACUCAAGGAGGGCGUCACACUACAUGCUAUCGUUGAUGCUUGUCAUAGUGGAACAAUUCUUGAUCUACUCUACGUCUACGACCAUAAAGGGAACAAGUGGAAGGAUAAUAGUCCUCCUUCUGGUGCUAGGAAAAGUACAAGUGGAGGGUUGGCAAUUUGCCUCAGUGCUUGCGAAGACGAUAAAAUGGCAGCAGAUACAACUGCUUUUGAUCGAAAUGUAAUGAAUGGUGCCAUGACAUACAUUCUUAUUGAAAUUAUUAAGAACCACUCUGGUAAAGGCAUAACGUAUGGGGAACUGCUCGACUUCAUGUUUGAUCAAAUUCAAAGGAUUAAUGGGGAAAGAUGCCUCAACUCCAGAAUCUUGAGAAAAGUUUUUCGACACAAAAUCAUUCAGCAACCUUUAUUGUCAUCGUCCGAAGACUUCGAUGUAUACAAGAAGAAAUUUCUCUUGUAGUAAGAUGUGGGAAAUACUGUAAUGAUGUUCAAUUCAUUUGCAAGAACUUCCGAAUUAUUGUCUAUUGGGUGUAUUUGUUAUACUUCAAGACUAGUAAAACAAUGCAUUAUCUCA
Rosa rugosa (rugosa rose) is the source of this 1567-nucleotide messenger RNA. RefSeq names its product metacaspase-1-like. The record is from RefSeq and is a predicted model, not a curated record. The transcript is spliced from 5 exons. Gene Ontology annotation, molecular function: cysteine-type endopeptidase activity. Gene Ontology annotation, biological process: proteolysis. NCBI's taxonomy places the organism in Eukaryota, Viridiplantae, Streptophyta, Magnoliopsida, Rosales, Rosaceae. The coding region runs from base 284 to 1453 and encodes 389 amino acids.